Molecule: messenger RNA, 1658 nt
Organism: Lutzomyia longipalpis
Lineage: Eukaryota; Metazoa; Arthropoda; Insecta; Diptera; Psychodidae
Gene: uri
Product: unconventional prefoldin RPB5 interactor-like protein
Exons: 1
Coding region: 157-1608 (483 amino acids)
Biological process (GO): negative regulation of phosphatase activity; negative regulation of transcription by RNA polymerase II
Molecular function (GO): phosphatase inhibitor activity; transcription corepressor activity; chromatin binding
Source: RefSeq, a predicted model, not a curated record
CUCGUCCAAGGGGCUUUUCACCGAUUUUCUUGUCAAAUUGCCCGGUGCGAGUGAGACAACUACAUGUGUUUUGUAUUCCCUUCUCACUCUUGCACACGGGGGAGAUAUCUGGCUUCUCUCAAGUGAACCACAUUGUUUACUUCCGGAAGCAAAUAAAUGGAUAUCCGGCAGUGGAGCCUGCAGGAGGGACUGCAGAAGAAUGCAGAGGAGUUCAACAGAUGGACAGCAUUCCGUGGGGAUCAAGUGCAGGCAAUUGAGAAUCUCCACAAGUUCCAGAAGCACCUGGAAGUGGAGAUAAUGGUGCCAAUUGGGAAUAAAGCUCUCCUUCCUGGUCACCUCUACCACACAAAUGAAGUUCUGGUAACGCACUACAAUGGGAUCUUCUCAAAGUGCACCGUCCAGAAGGCACAUGAGAUCCUCCAGGCACGCGUGGAAGUUGCCAGUGAACACCUGAGAGCGUUGGAAACUGAACGGGAGUUGCUUCUCAAUCGCCAGGAGCUGCCACAGAAUGCCUUCUCAGAUGAGACACAGCAGGAGAUUAUCGAGGAGUACGAUGAGGAGAAGGAGAAGGAAUGGCGAGUGCGACACCGGGAGAGUGUGAGGAGGCACAAACAGCAUGAAGCUGAACUAAGGAAAGCCGGGAUCUUUGACGAAGAAGAGAGUCUGGCGCUGUACUUUGAGAGAUUGGAAGAACAAGAACUGAUUCAGCAGAUUGAAGAAAUGUUUGCCGAUGAAGAUGAGGAGGAAAAGCCGGUCAAUGAUGGAGCAGGAGGAGAGCCAUUGGGGGAUGAAAAAGAAAAGAGUUUAAGUGAUGAAAUAAAAGAUUUUCCUGUAGAUGAAGCUGUGAAAGAGUUUCCUGGAAAAGAAGCAGGAGAAAAGCCUCCGGAAGGUGAAGCAACGAAAGAAUUCCCAGGAAUUCUUUCUCGAGAAGAAUCAACAGAAGAACGACCAGGAAAAGAAGCACAAAAAGAGCCUCCAGGACAAGGACAAGCAAAGGAAUCUUCUGGAAAAGCAUCAUCAGAUGAUCCUUCAAAAGGUGAAGCAUCAAAAAAUCCCCCACAAGCAACAGAAGAAGUUCCUUCUGGAGAAAUUCUCCGGAUCAAAAGGAAGUCUCUGACAUUCUCUGAUCAAGACUCAAUUCAGCUAAUUGAGGUUCACGAAGCCCCGUGCAGAGCCUCCCGACAGCUGCCCCCUGAAAACAAACUCAAUCCUGACCUUACGCUGCAUCUGGAAGUCAUCCACACUCCUGCCAUCUUCUGCCCACCGAAAACUGAGAAUCCGGAAGAAGUAGCAGAGAUUACGAGUCCUGCUGACAUUUAUCGUGUCUUUGGGAACUGCCUGGAAUCCCCGGAAUGUGUGCCAAAGUCAAUUUUGAAGAAUAAGGAAGCUGUUGAGCGGGAAAUUCAUCUCCCAGCAGCGGAUCCACCAAAACUGUCAACAAAUCGACGUCGUCUCAAGGAAGUUAUCUCUGUUGAUCAUUCCUCCAUCCUUGGGGAAAUUAUUGAGCGGAAACCACGUGGGGAAGAGCCAGGAACCCCUGAAGAAGCCACAAAAGCCUCAAAACGUACAGUGAGUCGCUUCAGGGCUGCCCGGGAGGGGAAAUCCUAGCUUCCGGAGAAUUUUUUUUGCAAGAAAAUAAAGAAAAAAGUUGGUCAGAA